CGCACGGAAACUAGUUAAACGACUUUGCGAAACGGGGAACGCUCGAACCGACCGGCCGCCUUAUUUUUCGUCUAGGAAGGCGUUGGCGAACGCCAGCGGUGUUGAAACUAAGCUCAUUUCCGAUUUGUAUUCCGUGGCGGUUGUUUGUGUUCUUAUGAGCGGAAAUUUUCGUUAAGUUAAGUUACAAUUUUUGAACGCGUCAGUUUUAAUCGAGAAACGUUUUGAUUUAUAAUUCGCGACAUGCCCGCCGAAAACCUGAAGACUUUCUACUCCGGAAAGAACAUUUUCAUAACCGGCGGCACUGGCUUCGUGGGCGUUUGUCUCCUCGAGAAAAUCCUGAGAUGCAUUCCCGAUCACGGCGACAUUUAUCUUCUCGUGAGGCCCAAGAAAGGGAAGGAGAUAUCGGAGCGACUCGAAGAAAUCAAGAAGAAUUCCGUAUUCGAAAGACUACUUAAAGAACAAACCGUUGAAAAGGCGUUCGCGAAGGUCAAAGCGGUAGCAGGAGACGUCGGCCAGGAUAAUUUGGGCCUAUCCGGCGAAGACGCCAAAUUGCUAACCGAAAAAAUUAACGUCAUUUUCCACUCGGCCGCUACGCUAGAUUUCGGUGAUACCCUGAAAACUACGGUCGUUAUCAACUUGUUGGGAACCCGAAGGGUAACCGAGCUAGCAAAACGGUGUCGAAAUCUGAACGUUUUGAUCCACGUGAGCAGCGCUUACGUCAAUUCUUAUCGAUUAGAGGCAGACGAGGUCAUAUACCCUUUACCGAGGGAUCCGGAAGAGUUGAUCUCGUUGGUGGAGAAAUUAACUCCCGAAGAGCUCGAGGAAAAGACGCCCGAUAUUCUGGGCACCCAUCCCAAUACCUACACGAUUACCAAACACAUGGCCGAACACGAAAUUCAAAAGGUGCAGGCUGAUUUUCCGUGCGCCAUCGUCAGGCCCAGCAUGAUUAUCGGCGCGUGGAAGGAACCCCAGAAAGGCUGGACGGUUAGCAAGAACGGCCCGCAAGGGUUCUUGAUGGGCGCCUCCAAAGGCGUUAUCCGAAGACUACCGGUCGCAAAAGAAUUGGUCUACGAUUAUAUACCGGUCGAUAUUGUGGUCAAUGCUUUGCUCGCGGCAGGAUUCCACGCAGGAGUCACCAAGACCAAAAAUGUCGAAAUAUACCAUUGCACGUCGAGUACCAGGAACCCAUUCAAGUGGCAAACCAUCGAGCACAUCUUAAACGAUUACCUGCACAGAUUUCCGUUGAAAUCGGCCGUUUGGUACCCGCACCUCAAGCUGGUACCUUCCGUGACAUUGUACAAGAUAUCCGCGUUCUUCGUGCACAUCAUACCGGCCAUUUUAUUGGACACCAUCACGCGAGUGACCGGCGGAAGGCCGAUACUGAUGAAGUUGCAUCGCAACGUCAACUCCUCCCUCGACCGCCUGUCCAAGUUCAUUUUCACCGAGUGGAAGUUUAACGCGCUGAACACCAACAAUUUGCAAGACUGGAUGUCGAAGAGCGACCAAGAAGAAUUCAACUUGGACAUUUCCACGCUCGUGUGGAAAGACUACUUUGACGAUCUGACGUUGGGCGCUCGCGUUUACCUCAGCAAGGAUCCAAUCAAAACAUUGGAGGCGGCUAAAAAGAAGGACAAAAUAUUAUUCGCCUGCCACGUGGGUUGGAAAAUCGGCGUAAUUUCAUUAAUUUGGUGGUUGUUUACCGUAGUGACAGGCACCACGAUGCUGAAAGCGUUUUUCGUCGUGCCCGUCAUUGUCAUCCUGCUGAAUAUGCUGUAGCGUCGCUAUCAUUUUCAUGCAGCGUUGUCCAGAAAUUUUACGUUUUCGUUAUACUAAAAUUAACGUAGAUCCAGUUUUGUUGAUAGUUUCAGAGUUUACGGCUCAUUGAAAUUAUAUUUUUUACGUUAUUUUGGGCCAGUAUUGUCGGUGUAGUUUAGGAGUUUGGUUAAAUGGUUAAUCGAAAUUUACGUUUGCGUUUAUUUUAAUGAUAUUCUUUUGUACGUUGUUUUCUCGUAAUAAACACACUCGAAACGAA
Messenger RNA from Cylas formicarius (sweet potato weevil), 2032 nucleotides. Its product is annotated as putative fatty acyl-CoA reductase CG8306. Gene Ontology annotation, molecular function: alcohol-forming very long-chain fatty acyl-CoA reductase (NADP+) activity. The coding region runs from base 241 to 1776 and encodes 511 amino acids. The record is from RefSeq and is a predicted model, not a curated record. Lineage: Eukaryota; Metazoa; Arthropoda; Insecta; Coleoptera; Brentidae. The transcript is spliced from 7 exons. Gene Ontology annotation, biological process: long-chain fatty-acyl-CoA metabolic process. Gene Ontology annotation, cellular component: peroxisome.